Messenger RNA from Leptosomus discolor (cuckoo roller), 2073 nucleotides. Lineage: Eukaryota; Metazoa; Chordata; Aves; Leptosomiformes; Leptosomidae. The record is from RefSeq and is a predicted model, not a curated record.
AUGGUGGCAGAGAUGGUGCUGAGCCACCGGGGGCCCUGCGACGUGCUGAGCGAGGCCGACCUGGAGGACGUGGCACAGCGGAAACCUCCCGCCCAGCCCUCACUGCGCAGCUAUCUCCGCAAGACCAGAUGCUCGGCCUCCACUGCCAAGUCCCUGCUCUUCCGGUUCCUGCCCUUCCUGCGCUGGGUGCCCCGCUACCCCGUCAAGGACUGGCUCCUGGGGGACAUCGCCUCGGGCUUCAGCGUGGGCAUCAUGCACCUGCCCCAGGGACUUGCCUAUGCGCUGCUGGCCGGGCUGCCACCCGUCACCGGUCUCUACUCCUCAUUUUACCCUGUCUUCCUCUACUUCUUCUUCGGGACAUCCAGGCACAACUCCGUGGGUCCCUUCGCUGUCAUCUCCGUCAUGAUCGGGAGCUUGACAGACUCCCUGCUGCCCAGUGAGAAUUUCCUGGAGUCUGUCAAUGGCAGCAACAUGACGGUCAAUGAGGCAUGGCGGGACGCUGCCAGGGUGGAGCUGGUGGCCACCAUCACUGUCCUAUCGGGCAUUUUCCAGGUGGCCCUGGGCCUCCUGCAGUUCGGCUUUGUUGUGACCUACCUCUCAGACCCACUGGUGCGUGGCUACACCACUGCUGCCUCUGUGCAUGUCCUCAUCUCCCAGCUCAAGAAUGUCUUUGGGGUCGCCGUGGGCGAGUACUCAGGGCCACUCUCGAUGUUUAAGACCUUCAUCGAGAUCUGCCGCAAGCUGCCAGAGACCAAUGUGGGCACCCUGGUGACAGCCAUCAUUGCCAUGGUGGCCAUCUACAUCGUGAAAGAGCUCAACCACAAGUUCGCUGCCAAGCUGCCCAUGCCCAUCCCCAUUGAGCUUAUCACGAUCAUCAUCUCCACUGGCAUCUCCUACGGUGUCAACCUGAACGCCAAGUUUGGCAUCUCCGUGGUGGGCAACAUCCCCAGCGGGCUGAAGGCACCCGUGGCCCCUAACGUCAGCUACUUCGGGCAGGUGGCAGGUAAUGCCUUCGCCAUUGCUGUGGUGGGCUACGCCAUCUGCAUCUCCCUGGGCAAGAUCUUUGCCCUGAAGCAUGGCUACAAAGUGGACAGCAACCAGGAGCUGAUCGCGCUGGGCCUCUGCAACUUCCUGGGGGGCUUCUUCCAGUGUUUCGCCAUCAGCUGCUCCAUGUCACGGAGCCUAGUGCAGGAGAGCACAGGGGGCAACAGCCAGGUAGCCGGUGUCAUUGCAUCCCUGGUCAUCCUGGUGACCAUCCUGAAGAUCGGAGAAAAAAAAGCCAUCUUGGCUGCCAUCAUCAUCGUCAACCUCAAGGGCAUGUUCAAGCAGUUCAAUGACUUCCGCGUGCUCUGGAAGUCCAACCGGGUGGACCUGAUGGUCUGGAUCGUGACAUUUGUGUUCCGCACCCAGCUCCCCCACUACUCCAUCCUGGGACGCAUCCCUGACACCGAUGUCUACAGGGACGUGGCUGAAUACCAGAUGGCACAGGAGGUCCCGGGUGUGAAGAUCUUCUGCUCCUCCUCCACCCUCUAUUUUGCCAAUGUGGAGCUGUACGCUGAGGCCCUAAAGAAGAAGAGCGGUAUCAACGUGGACCGCCUGAUCGAGAAGAAGAAGAAGGCCCUAAAGAAGCUGAAGAAACAGCAGAAGAAACUGGAGAAGGAGAAGGCAAAGAGGAAAAAGGUGCUUGCCGGGUCUCCUUCCCUCCCCCAGGACAUGGAGGAUGGGCACAAUGGUCCGGGUGUGGCGGUGAUUGAGCUGAGCCAGGCGGAGGGUGGUGCCCCCCCCAAGCCCACCCUGCGCAGUCUGGGGCUGCCCCAGCCCAGCUUCCACGCCGUUGUCUUGGACUUCAGCCCUGUCAGUUUCGUGGACACCGUCUCCAUCAAGAUCCUGAAGAAUAUCUUCAGGGAUUUCCAUGAGAUAGAAGUGGACGUCUUCAUUGCCGGCUGCCCGGUGCCCGUCCUCGCCCAGCUGGAGCGGGGCAACUUCUUCAGCUCGGCCAUCACCAAGCACUCCUUCUUCCCCUCGGUGAAUGCCGCUGUGGCCCACAUCAGCGGGGAGCAACGCUGGGCCUCA